CGAUAAAGAUAAACCCAUCCCAAAACGACACUCUCUUCUCUCCGCAUCACCCAAACAACAAAGUUGAAAACCAUGGGUCUGCUAUGGUGGAAGCGCAACGACAAGACUCCGGCGACAAAACCACCAUCGGAAAACUCAAAGUCAAAGCCCGGAGAAGCGUCGGAAGGGAUGAACGGAGCAGUGGAGGUUAUCCGCCCUCCCACGGAUGAGAUUACCGUUUUCGAAUUCGGGUCGGUGGCUGCUUCCACAGAUAAGGUGACGCUUGCUGGUUACUGCCCCGUUUCCGAAGAACUGGAGCCUUGCCGUUGGGAAAUUCUCCCCGCCACUGAUUCUAACGCCCCUCAAUUUCGGGUUGUCUUCUGAUCAAUCCGUUUGGGAAACUGCUCCUUUUAAUUUUCGAAGUGAUGAAAAUUAGGUAUUUCCUGUACUUUGAAUAUUAUUGCUACUAAUGGAAAUUUACUGAGAAAAUUGGAAUGGAAAUUUGGGGGUUUUGAUUUUA
Molecule: messenger RNA, 499 nt
Organism: Spinacia oleracea (spinach)
Lineage: Eukaryota; Viridiplantae; Streptophyta; Magnoliopsida; Caryophyllales; Amaranthaceae
Exons: 1
Coding region: 73-363 (96 amino acids)
Source: RefSeq, a predicted model, not a curated record